GAAAUGGCCAAUCAUUCGUAUUUGAAAGAUCGGCUCGGUUUCGAUCCCGAUGAGCUAAUGAAUGAAGUUGAAGAGUUGUUUAACAAUGGUCCGGAAGAUGACGACUUUGAAUCGCCAUCACAUAAAAAAUUUAAAUCAUACAAACCAUCGCCAUCGUCAUCAGCAUCGCCCAUCAAAGAUAACAAAGAGUACGAAAACACUUUGAACAUCGUGAAAGAUGAACGUGAUGCGAUUCAAAAGAAAACAUUCACGAAAUGGAUCAACAAUCACCUUCGAAAGGCUGGCGGGAAAGUUACGGAUUUGUUUCAGGAUUUACGCGAUGGUCAGAGUUUGUUGACGCUGCUUGAAAUGCUUUCGAAUGAAAGACUUCCUCGAGAAAAAGGCAAAAUGCGCUUCCAUAUGUUGCAAAACGUUGACACAGCUUUAAGUUUCCUUAGACGAAAGAAUGUGAAACUUGUAAACAUCCGUCCCGACGACAUCACCGAUGGAAAUCCAAAGCUAACGUUAGGCUUAAUUUGGACGAUCAUUUUACACUUCCAACAUCGUAAAAGGGCUUUGCUGAAGCUGCAACAGUGUAAGCCAAGUUGUAGCGGUGAUGAAGAGAAGGACGACUUCUAUGAACAUAAAGUGACAAACAAAGCCGUUGAAUAUGAAGUGAAAUAUAAUUUGAAUGAUUCACCAAACCAUUUGGUACGAAAGACAAUGAAAUAUGAGGAAAUGUUAGCGAGUGAGAGUGGAAAUACUGUUGAUGAAGUUGACCAUGCUGGAAGUUAUCAAAAAACUCAACAGAUGUUACUCGAUUUCCCUUCGAUUGAACGAAACAAUCAGUCAAAGAUAUCAGACAUUAUGCUUGGCAAUGAUGAGAAUGUUUCAGCUCGUGAAGCAUUGUUGAGAUGGGCUAGAAAUACAACAGAAAAGUAUCCAGGCGUUCAUAUUACCGAUUUUACAACUUCAUGGCGUGAUGGUAUGGGAUUUUCAGCUUUAGUGCAUCGAAAUCGACCGGAUUUGAUUGAUUGGCGCAACAUUCGUGAAAUAAAAAAUCGUGAACGCUUAGAUCGAGUGUUUACAGUUAUGAGCAAUGAAUAUAAUGUUCCGAAACUUCUUGAUGCAUCUGAUGUUGACACACAUUCACCAGAUGAACGUAGUAUGAUUACAUACAUCAGUUCCAUUUAUAAUGUGUUCCCAAAACCACCAAAAAAUCAUCCAUUAGGUGAUAUGAGUUCACAAAAUCAAGCUCAAGAAUAUCGAACGGAAGCACAAAAGUUGAUGAUUUGGUGUCGUGAGAAAACGACAAUGUUACAAGAAAGAACUUUGGAUAGAAAUCUUCCUGAGUUGAGAAGACUUCUUGAUGACUUGAAGAAAUUGCGCAAUUUUGAAGUGCCUGAGAAACAAAAAGAUAAACAAAAAUUGACAGUUCUUUAUAGUCAGUUGGAGAGAUUUUUCCUGUCAACCGGUAAAUCGUCACUAGAACUUGACCUUCGUCCGGAAUCACUUGAAAUGUUUUGGUAUCGAUUGAUCACAGCCUUAGCUGACAAAGAACAUGAUUUACUCCUACACAUUCAACAAUUGCAACAACUCGAAAUGUUGGCAGGAAAAAUUGAACGCGAAGUUGAACAAUUCGAUCAGAAAAUCACGGACAUAUCAUACAGAAUCUCAAAUGAAAGUGCCAGAAUUGAUAAAGUUCACCGAUUGGAUGCGAGAAAUAUUAUUGAAUCAAUUGAGACAGAUGUGGCGUUACUUGAGAAGCCAAUCGAGCAAAUGCUUCAAGAUUGUCAUACUUUAAUUGAAGGAAAUCACGAGAAAGCGAAAGUCUUGUACGAAAGUUCAACACAAAUCAAUCAGAGAUACGCACAACUUAAGACAACAUUCCAUCUUCAAAUGUUAUCAAAAAUGUCACCAACACGUGACUUAAACAGUGGACGUAAUUUAGAAAACAAUCCUUACCUUCGUGAUGUUGAUCAAUUAAUUCGAUGGUGUCAAGAACGAUUGUCGGUUCUUUUACAAGCCACUUGGGGAUCAGAUUUGCGUUCAAUAACUCACGAAUUGGAAUCACAUCAAGCAGAACAUCGCACAAAUGAUCAAUUCCAUUCAAAAGUUCUUCAAGCUGAACGACAGAAGUCAAACUUAUCAGGUGAUGAGUCAAUUCUUUAUCAACAGUCAUUAAAUCAAUUGAAGAAAGUUUAUGCCGAGUUGUUGAGCUUGUCAACAAAACGUUUGUGUGAUCUUCAUGCACUUCAUGAUUUCAUCACCGUUGCUACUGAUGAACUUGAUUGGUUGGCAACGCAUGAAGAUAUUGAACUCAAUCGUGACUGGUCCGAUACAUCAAUGGAUUUGUCGACAUUAAAUCAUAAUUAUAAAUCAAUGGUAAGUGAGUACAAUGGAAGAGAACAGCAAAUCAGGGCAACGAUGGAGAAAGGUGAAGGUCUUGUUACUCAACAUCCCGCAUCGAAACUCGUCGCAAGCUACAUGCAAGAGAUUCAAGAGCAGAGAUCUUGGCUGUAUCAAUUAAUUCAUUGUUUUGAGAUUCAUUUUCGACAUCUUGCUGAAUUCCAAAACUUUUACAACGAUAUUAAUGAACAGAAAGAAUGGCUCGUCGCGAGAAAGGAAUUACUUGAAACAAAAUAUUCCGACAGUGAUUUUAAUCUCGAUCGCGGUGAGAUUUUAUUGCGUGGCAUGCAAACAAUCUUAGAUGAGUUAAAUCAAUUUGACACGAUCAUUGAGAAAUUAGCGAAACGGUCACAGUCGAUUGUUCCAUUAAAAGAGAGAAAGCAAAUAAUUCAUCAUAAAAAGUACGCGGUUCAAAGCUUGUGCACAUAUAAGCGAAAGAUUGUGUUGGAGAAAGGCGAAGUAGCUGAGUUGGUUGACGUUUCCGGAGGCGCUUAUUGGAGAGUCAGAACAAGCAAAGGUGAAAACACAAUUCCAAGUGCUGCUUUGAUGAUUCCACCGCCAAAUGACGAAACAAAUGAUUUGGUGAAGAAACUCAGAUUGUCACAACAGAAAAUGAUUGAACUUUGGCAAAAUAAACAAAUUCAUCUUCGACGAAAUAUGAUUCUUGCGACGAUAAGAGUCGUCAGAGAGUGGAGUUUCGAACAUUUCCUUGGCAUGGGAUUCGAGCAACGCAGCUCCAUUCGACGUGCUUUGAAUGAAGAUUCCGAUAAAGUUCUUGCUGAAUCAGAUCCAACUGAUCACCAACUUAAACGUCUCAAGCAAGAAAUGAUUGAAGUCAACCGAUUGUUUGAUGAAUUCGAGCGUCGCGCAAGUUCAGAAGAGGAAAGCAAACAAACGACUCAAGUGUUUAACGAGAAGUGCCUUUUGUUAUCAUCUCGUUUGGAAGUUUUAGCUAAAGAGCUUGAUGGCAUCAUCUUGUCACGUUUACCACAAGAUCGAAGUGCAUCUGAUGCAGCACUUGAGAUUAUUCUCGAUUUUAUUCGACGCUUAGGCUUUUUUGAUUCUGAUUUGAAGAACCUUAAAGAAACCUUCCGUGCUAUACCGCAGAAAACUCCCGCACAGAAAAAGAAUUUGGACAAUUUAACUGAACUUUACAAGGAACUUGUGACACAAGCAAACUUGCACAAGGAACGAUUGAAUCUUCUUGAAAGUACAUUACAUGGUCUUGUCAAGAACACUGACAUUGUUAAAGAUCUUGAGAAUGUUCUUGCCAGUCACAUUAUUAUGCCUUCGACAGUUGAAGGCUUGCGUGACCUUCUCAAGCAGCUUUCAUCCCUCCAGGAAAUUAUGAGCGAUAGUCAAUCGUCCAUGGAUAAAAUGAAUAAUUCCGCCAACAGUCUGGGACGAAUGGGAGUUCCAACAAAGAUCAUUGACGAUUUGAAAUCACUUCAUUCACGAGUUGAGCGUUUAAAUUCACGGUGGAACAAUAUCAAUGUUCAACUUGCUGACAGAGUGCAAAGCGUUGAAACAGCAAUUGGUUUGCUGAAAAACUUGCAAACUUCGUUGAUUCUCGAAGAGACGUGGGUGGAAACGCAAACUCAAAAGUUGAAAUUACUGCCGACCGUCAGUCAUGCUUUGGACUUGGAUAGUCUUCUGACGGAAACUGUCGCACGAGGAAAUAAUCAAAUAAGCGAUACUAACCUUUGUGGUGGCAAACUGAUACACGUUUCAGAGAGCUUCAAGACGAAGUGUUUUGAAUUCAAUGACUCAGUCAAAGAUGUCCACGAGACAGCACCAGAAGUUCAGCUUUAUAAACCAGAAAUCAGCGAUAUUUAUGGUGGUCUACUAGAUGAUCUUAAUACCAAAUAUGAACGGUUAUUGUCACUUUUUCAACUUCACCUCGAUAGCAUCAAAGACGCUGAAGUUCGAAAGUCGAAUAGCGCUAAAAUGGAUAAGCAUGAAUACAAUUUCGCAUUCGAGUUCAGGCGUUUUGCUGAGAGUUUACGUAAACCUGUGAAAACUUUCAGGCGUAGCUCCACGCAAGAGGUUGUGGUUGAAGAGUUGGAACAAGAAGUGGCAACAAAAGCAAAUGAUCCGUUAAAGGAAGAUAAACAAUUGCUGUGGAAACUUUUGAAUCUUCUUGCAAUCAAAGAUCCAAAAACCGGAAAUUUGGUAACCGUUCAUCAAGCUAUAAAGUUGAAGAUUUUCGAUGCAAAUGAAGCAAAAAUUGUUGUUAACGAAGGGCAAGAUCCAUUGAGUCUUGACGAAGCUCUCAAAAGAAACGUCAUCGACACAAAGUUGUAUGAUAAUUUGAAAUCGUUACACGAUCUCUCAAAGAAGUAUGAAAUCAAUCUCAAUGAUGAUGAUGAUGAUGAUCUUGAUUUAGAUGGGUCAAAGAAGCGAGUGAAGGUAAUAGAAAUUAAUAAAAAUGGUGCAAAGAGUAUCACACAGGCGACAGCCGAAGGAACAGUCGAUUCGGCAACUGGUCUGUAUCGAUUAAGCAAUGGAUCAUAUAUCACAAUCACUGAAGCCUACAAUCACGGCUAUUUGAUUCAAAAUGAAACUGUUAAGAUCAAGUCAACUCCUAUGAGCUUCUCAGAUGCGUUAGCUCGUGGAUUAUUCGAUGAUCAUGGAUAUUUUACAGAUCGCAAUUCGGGCGUCAAACAUCAAUUGCAUUCGGCAAUCGCGAACAAUUUAAUUCUUGGUAAAUUACGCGAAGUCGUUGACAUAAAGAGUGACGAAAAACUUACAGUCAAUCGUGCGCUUUCAAUUGGAAUGCUUGACUCACAAAAUGGUAUGUUUAAGAAUUCACUGUCAAAUGAGAAUUGUACUUUUAAUAAUGCGUUCAAUAGUCAUUUGAUAAGCAAGCCAUUGACAUUUAAAGAUCUUGUCGAUUUAGAAUUGAUCAAAGACGGUAAAAUUCUUUCACCAACAUUCACCAAAUGGUUGUCGAUUAAAGAUGCUAUCGACGCCGGUGUUUUAGAUUACGAUAAUCUCCGAUGCGUGACAAAAGAAAAAGGAAGUCUCUUAACAUUAUCCGAGGCUAUUGAUGGUGGAAUAAUUUCCUUAAAUGGCGUUUACAAAGACGUCGUUACAGACGAAACAUUAUCCAUUAAACAAGCCGUUGAGCGCGGUCUUAUUUCUUCGGUUUCUCAGAAAUCAAUCUUUGAUAUCGAUGGAUUUAAAGAUCCAAAAGAAGAAACUUUCGUGUCUUUCAAUUCUGCCUUUAAAAAACGUUUCUUGCGACGCGAUGAUAAAAGAUUUAUUAUCGUUUCAAGCGAUCAUCAUUUCCUUACUUUAGAAGAAGGUCUUGAUGCGGGCUUAGUCCGUCCCGAAGUCUUUUCAAUGCUUACACGACACAUUGGCGUGUUCGACAACGAGAAAAAUGAAUUGCGUGUUGUUGAUUUAGUUUUGUUUAAACUUAUUGAUCCAAUUAGUGGAUAUUUGCUUCACCCACAAACAGGAAAGCAAAUUCCUUUAGAUGACGCAAUCGCUGAACAAAUGAUAACAUCUGAAGGUGCUUUGCUUUUAAGCAGCUUAUUGAGUAUCACUUUGACAACUGAAACAAUCACAAAAACCAUCAAGCGUUAUGUCACCAUCAGAGAUAAUUCAACUCACGAGGGAAAUGGUCAAACUUCAUAUUCUGAAGCUGUCCAAAGAGGUCUCAUUUCAAUUGAUAAUCAAAGCUAUCAUCAACCAGAUGAAAAUCAGUUUUAUUUGGUUCAAGAUGCUUUAAACACUGAUCGAGUUUUAGGUGAUACGGAAGUGAUUAAUGGCACACCAAGAAAAGCUACAAUAACUAUCGUAAAGAAAACUUUUUCUCCAACUUUCAAUCAAAGCUCAUCAUCGAAUGUUAUCACACAAUCGUCAACUGCCGAACGUCAACCCGAACAAAAAUCAAUGAUUAAAAUUCUUAAAAAGAUGCAGAAGAAAGUCAUUGGUUUGAGUGACGCAUUGCACAUGGGAUUGAUAAAUGAUGAAACUUAUGAAUUGCUUGAGAAUAACGUGACAUUUGUUAACAAUCCAGAUUCAUUUUUAAAGAGUAAAAAAUAUAAAGUUAAAGAUCCCCAAUCAGGCGUUAAUCUCACGCUUGAAGAAGCAAUUGAGCGUGAAAUUAUCAAUCCAAAUAACAUAACGAAAUUUUACAUUCCAUUUUGUAAAAGUCUCACCAUUCCCCAACUUUACGAACGUGAUUUAUUAGACGUUGAUAGUCAGUUGAUAAUUCAUCCCGAGACAGGCGAUUUACUGACAAUCAACGAAGCGAUUGCGUGUGAUAUUGUUGAUAGACAUUCACUAAUUAAGAACGAUAAAAAGCAUAAAAUCACUCUUAAAGAUGCGUUGAAAAGUGAUUAUCUUGAUGGACAACUGGCGAUCGUCAGAACAAAAAAAGGCGACUUGAGUUUGAAGAGCGCACUUGACCGUGGACUAUUCUUAGAACCAGAAAGACAAGAGAAACAAAAAGACAAGAAGCAAACAUAUCCAGAAAUUCCACUCAUCGGACAAAUUUUCCCAGUCAUUGUUAAAAGAAAUCUUUUCGAUUCUGUCAAACAUGAAGUCAUUAAUAAAAUAUCAGGCAGAAGAAUUCCAAUUAAAGAUGCAAUUGAAACUGAUUAUGUCAUGUCAGUACCAUGCACACCGAAUGCAGAAGAAAUUUCAAUUGUUGAUGCUUUGAAUCGAAAUAUUAUUGACAUUGAAAAUCAAUCAUUUAGAACUCUUCGUACUGGUGAAGUCAUGCCACUUAUGGAAGCACACAAUCAAGGUUAUUUGAUUGCAAAACCAUUGCAUGCAAUAAUUUCACAUGAAUCGUUGAAGCAAACUCAAGUUCAGAAAGAUGUGAAGAAUGUUUCUCACACUGUUAAGACGAAAAGUGUUGACAUUCUUGAUGGAUGGACAAUGGUGUCAGUAAAUGAAAUCAUUAACAACAAAACUGGUGAAGUUGUUACACUUGAUGAUGCAAAAGAUAAAGGAAUUGCUAUUGAAAGAGUUGAAGUUAAUCAAUUUACGACAUCGAGCACUGAAGACGUCACUCCGAUUGAAACAAAACCAGAAACAAAGACAGGAAAUAUUUCUCAGGUCACUGUUUGGUUUGAUCCAAACGACUCACAGAAAUCAAUGGAACCAGACACUUCUGAAUUUGUUGAUUCUGUUUCUGAGACAUCGCAAACUACGUCAACGUCUCAUGUGACGAUAAAGAAAAUUACAACAGUAAAGAAAAUUCUCGUUGAUGAGAAUGGAAAGGAAAUCGUACAAGAAGUUUCUGAAAUUCCUGAAACCUUCGAAAGAAUCAGUGAAAGUACAUUGCCAGCUGAUGAUAAGGAGUUUGAAGAUAUCAUUUCGAAGUUACGUGAAGAAAAUCCUGAGUUUGAUGAUUUGAAUCAAGAAGAAUUUGUCACAAGAACAGUGAACAAUGAAACUGUCAUCACGAAGAUUGUCAAAGAGUACAAUGUUGUGAAGAAUGAAACUGAGACGUUGACAACAUCUUGGCAAGGAGAUGAAAGCAUCGAUGAAGGAAUUGAAGCACAAGAAAUUGUCAAUGAACCAGAAAUGAUUCGAAUUGUGAAAGAAACAAGUCCAAAAGUUGAUGAGACAACAACUGUUGAACAACUUCCAGAUGCUGAAAAGAAAACGAUCGUCAUCACCACAACUCGUGUCAUUAAAACAAAGGAUGAUGACAAACCAUCACAUGAAGAUAUUCCGAAACCUGAAGUGGUUGAAGAUUUCACAAGAGAAGUUUCACCUGGAAGAACGAAAACAAUCAUCACAUCAACAAUUCAAUCAGUUAGCGAGAAAGUGCCAGAAGAAGUGGCACCAAAACCUGCUAAAGAAUUCAAGGAACCUGAAAAUCGUCAACCGAAGAAGAAAAAUGUAACUGAUUUGACUGUGAGAUUCUUAGAUGGUGAAAGAAAUCAAGAACCUCCAGUGCCAGCUCCAAGAGGUAAGAAAACAAAACCAAGUGAGGUGCCACAAGACGUUGCGGAUGUGUCUGUUGAACCUCAAACUGCCACAAUUCAACAUGUUACAAAAACAGUUAUCAUUACAAAAACUGCUCAAGAUGAUGGUCAAAUGUCGUCACCACAACCUAAAAAUGAGAAUGAUGACGCAAAUUCGAAGCAUUUAGAGAAGAUUGUUGUGUCUACUCUUCAACGAAAUAAAGAUGAUGAUGAUGAUUCGACACAAAAGCCUGAAAAAAUUGUUGAAACUGAAGAAAAAGUCAUCGAGCCAUUGAAGUCAGCUGAAGAUGAUUCAAUUCCUAAGACAAAACAAGGAAAAAUUACCACAACAAUUAUCACAACAAAGAUUCUUGAACCAAGUCAAGUUGAAACUGUUACUAUGACCCAAGAUUCAACUCUCAUUCAAUCUCCAUCAAGUAGAGAAACAUCACCGCUAAGUGGACCAAAAAGUCCAUCUGAUCUCGUCAAAGUUAAGCAAUUCACAGUUGCUGAGAACAUCAUUGAAGUGAUUCCAUUACGUGAUGCAAUUAAAAAAGGAAAAAUUGAACCGAAAAUUUGUCGCGUUAUGGAUAAUGGAAAUGAACUUCCUUUGACAGUUCAUGAUGCAUUGAAAGCGAAAGAGCUUUCACCAACCGAUGUUGUGCAAAUUAUUUCAAGUCAUGUUGUGGUGUUGAUGCGUGACACACCCAAAGCUUAUCUUUUGAAUUUACGAGAGAACUUUAAUGAACCAAAACUUAAAGAAAUUGGUCUUUACGAUAAGAACGUUCCAUGCUUUGUCGAUCCAUGGACAGGCAAUCAAAUCUCCUUCCAAUAUUUGAUUUUCAAUUUGGAUGUUUUAGAUCCAUCGGUUUAUGUAAAAGAUCAAAAACUUGAAAAUUAUCUUCCACUGCAACAUGCAUUUGAAAAGAAAUUAAUCGAUCCACACCUUGGAACCGUCGUUGACACACGAACGGGUGAAAAAAUUCCAAUCUUUGAAGCAGUCGAUAGAAAACUUGUUAUUCAACGUACACCUAAUGAAAUGAGAAUUAUUAAACGACCAUCGACUAUUGACGAUUUACAACGUAAUGGAACCAUUAACUUUGAGACAGAUGAAGUCAUCAUUAAUAAUGAAAAUCUGAGCUUAGUCGAAGCUUUACGUAAAGGCGCUCUCGACCCAGACACAAUUUCUAUUCGCGACCCUGCAACUGGUGACAUUCUCGGUUAUAAAUAUGCUGUUGAUCGUGGAAUUGUCGAUGUUAAUCGUGGUGUUAUCAUUAAUCGAUUAACACUUGAACAGAUUCUUAUCAUUAUAGCAUAUCGUCGUGGAUAUUUCCUAAUUGGAAAACUUCAACCAAUUUCUUUGAAUGCUGCUAUAAACUCAGGACUUUAUGAUAAGAAAACAAACAAGAUAAGAAAUCCAACAACUAAUGAACUUUUGUCACUUGGUGAUGCCAUUUCUUAUGGCUUAAUCGAUCCUAAACUCACAGAUGUUAAGAAUACUAAAAGUAAUUCCUUCCUUCCACUUAAGGAAGCAAUUGAGUACAAUCUAGUCGAUCCAAAAGCGAGCAUGAUUACCAAUAAGAAAUCAUCUGUUCCAUUAGAUAAGGCAGUGAAAGAAAAGUUAAUUUUCAAUCGAACUGAACCAUUUGAUCUUGCUGAAAUUAUUUCAAGAAAUUAUUACGAUCCACAAACGGGUAAAAUUUUAAAUCCUUACACUAAUAAAUACAUCACAAUAAAAGAAGCGAUCAAUCUGAAAAUAAUUAAGCUUCAAUAUAUUCGAAUCUAUGAUGUGAUGGAAGAUCGCGUGUUUACAGUUGAUGAAGCAAUCAAAAAUGGUUUGCUUGAUGAUCAGAAAGGAAUAAUAACGAGACCGAAAAUGACUUUGGAUAAAGCAUUUUUACAACGAAUUUUAAUCAGUUUUAAUGGACCAUUAUCACUUCCCAGUGCGCUUAACUGUAACUUAUUCAAUACUGAAACAAGAAAAUUCAAUUUUGAUGAUAAAAAUCUCAAUUUGGGCGAAGCAAUUGAACAUAAUAAGAUUGCUGGUAAUGAACUUGUUCUUUAUGAUCCAAAUCGUCGCAAACUUUCAACGCUCAAUGAUGCAAUCACUGCUGGAUUUUUGGAUCCCGUUGAAAGUGUUAUUGUCGAUACUUUAAAUAACAAAGAAGUUCCAAUCGAUGAUGCAAUGGAUCAAGGUUUACUAGUUAGAUCUCGUUCCGACGUUAACUUACGUGAUGCAGUCUUUGAUGGACUUUACGAUCCUGAAACAGGUUCAUUCAGCAAUGUCACUUCUAAUGAAAAACUUCCACUUGAAUCAGCAAUCAAUCGUAAUGUUAUCGAUGUUAAAUCAACAGUUGUGAACAUCAACAAUGUGACAUUAGAUUUUGAGCAAGCCAUUGAACAAGGUUUAAUUGAUCCAGAAAAUGCGAUUGUGAAAACGAAAUCUGGCGACAAUCUGAACUUGAUUGAAGCAUUCGACCAAGGAAUAUUGAACACAAUUUCAAAACCUGUAAGAUUACAUGAAGCUGUCAUAAAGAACCUUUAUGAUGAAACGAAUGGAUUGUUCACCGAUCCAGAAUCACGAGAGAAGAUUACAAUUCAAGAAAGUUUGCAAGAAAGUUUAAUCGAUCCAAAUUCAAUUCAAAUUCAAGAUCCCGGCAGUAAAUCUUAUUUGUCAAUUUCCAUUAAUUUUGCUAUCCAAACUGGGUUGAUAAAUGGUAAAGACGGUCAUGUUAAUUAUGAUAAUAAAGUUUAUUCACUCAGAGAAGCUUUUGAUCUUGGAAUUUUAAUUGAUAGUAAAGGGCCGGUUAGCAUUCAAAGAACGAUUCAUCAAGGAACGUUCAAUGAUGAGUUGGGAAGAGUUGUCGAUCCAUUUAGUAACAAAAACAUUACAAUUCAUGAAGCGAUGAGAAAGUUUGUUGUAAACCCACAUUUGCCUUGUUAUUUUGAUGAAGAAAAAGGCAAAGUUUUGUCACUUAAUGACACAUGCAAACAUAAAAUAAUUGAUCGAUAUCAAGGCAUCUUCACAACUCCCCAUUCGGGUGAGAAACUCACAUUAAGUGAAGCUAUGAAACUCGGUUGGAUUAUUGACAUUGAAAGUGGAAACUUCUCUCUUUAUAAGAUUCUUUUAAUGCGUAUGGUGAAUUAUAAAACCGGUAAAUUUAUUCAUCCUGUGACGGGUCGUCAGUUGACAUCGAAUCAAGCAAUCGAGCAAGAACUUAUUGACCCAAGAUCGUCACUUGUUAAAAAUAGAAAUGGAAAAUUUAUCAACCUAGUCGAUGCACUUCGGUUUGGUGUUGUUGAUGGUGACAAAAAUCUUUAUUGGGUAACUGAGAGUCAAUCAAUUCCAUUAGCAGAAGCGCUUAACAAAGGAUUAAUUGUUUCAAAUGAGAAGCCAUAUUCGCUUCAGAAUUUAAUUGAAAUGUGCCUUUACAGACCUGAUACUGGAAAGGUUAUCGAUCCAAAUACAAACACUUAUUACGAUCUUAAAUCGGGUCUUGAUGCUAAUUUAAUCGACGACAAUGCGACACAGUUCAAAAAUAUUUUGACUAAGAAAGUUAAGCCUUUAUCUGAAGCGAUUACUGAUGGCGACAUCAACGUCGCAAAGGGAAGAGUCUUUGAUCAAAAGUCGGGUUCGUCAUUUAAUUACGAUGUUGCAUUUGACAGAGGUAUGCUUAUCAAUGUCCCACGUGGUAUUGCAAUGCAAAAGAAAGAAGUUGUCGAAGUCAUAUCACCAAUUAAGAUUGAAGUUGUUGAUACAAGUAAGCCACGUGAAAUGACUUUAGAUGAAGCGAUUAAUUCUGGCAUUCUAAAUACUGAAACUGCUUUUGUGAAAGAUCCAAAAACCGGUCGAUUUAUUUUGCUGCGCCUUUAUAUUGAAAAAUAUCAAAUUAAUUUGAAGAAUAAAUCUCUUGUUGAUCCCAAAUCGUCAUUCUUUACGUUUGGACCGCAAUGUGUCGUUUAUACUCGCGAACCGAAAUCGUUUGAUGAUGUCAUUGAGUCGAAGCAAUUGAAUUUGACAACUGGUAAAGUUGCUGAUCCGGAAAGUGAUGAUAGAAAAGAUCGAACGAUACAAGAAGCAAUCGAUGAUGGAAUUUUAGAUCCAGAUACAAUUUUAUUGAAAGAUGGAGCUAAAAAUAGGCUGCUUCGUGUUGAUGAAGCAAUAAGAAAAGGUUUACUUGACCCUGAGAGAUCACAUGUCGUUGAUACAACAUCGUCGAAACUUUUCAAUUUGGAAAACGCUUUGCAAGAAGGAAUUUUGAAGACACCAAAAGCUAGAUUUGAUUUACUUGAAGCCCUUCAAUUCAACUUAUAUGAUCCAACGAACGGACAUUUUGCUGAUCCAUUUGCACCAGAAGUUGAAGAUAAAAAAGUGAAAGCUAACAUUACCUUCGAGGAAGCUUUAUCAAAGGGACUUAUCGACACUUCAACAACAAUGGUUCGUACGUCGAGUGAUAGCGAAAUUAUUCCCAUAUCAUCUGCUAUUGCUUCUGGAAUCAUCGAUCCUAUCAAAGGAUCACUCAAUAUCAAAACAAAAGAUAAUCAAGUCGAUACAAUUGACUUCGUUAAAGCCAAGGAACUCAAUUUAUUAGUUCCAGCUGGCGCAAGGCAAGCAGUUGUUGAGAGAUUCGCAUUGUGUGAAGAAAAUAUUUCAAUUCUUUUGAAAUGGAUUAAUGACAUUGAGCAGAGAAUUUCAAAGAUUGGAGGACCACAAGAAGAAUUUGAGGAAUUGCAAACGCAGAUAUCUACAUUGAGGCAAAUCAAAAAUGACAUCGAUUUACAAACAAGACCAGUUGCUUCGUGCCUAGAACAAGUUCGUCAACUUGUAUUGACAAGUGGAAAUGUUUUGUCAACUGCUGAAGUUACCACCUUAGAGAACUCCGGUCGUCAAUUGAGAUUCCGUGUUGAUCGUGCUAAUGAUUGCACAGCUAAAUUAAUUAAACAUCUUCAAAACAGUUUCGAUGAACUUGAAAAGCUUCAAGCUGAAAUGCAUGAUUUCCAUCGUGGAUUGCAAUCAGCACAGCAAGCACUUGAAAGUGAAUAUUCUCUUCUUUCUGAUCUUAAUCAACUGCCAGCAAUGACAAAUCGAAUCAAAGAUUUACAAAAAGAUCUCAUUGCUCAUCAAGCUGAUUUACGAUUCAUCACAAUAUCGACACAAAAGUUCGUUGAUGAAGGCAAAGAUUAUCUUGGAGUUCUCAACGAUUUAAGAUUUUCGCUACCCGAGAGAUUACCAAACAUCGAACCAAUUCCCAGCUUCAAGAGUCCCGUUCGACAAUCGGUGUCUGACUUACAACAACGUUACAACGAUUUACUCGAACAAAUGAAUGCCUUUGCCGAUCGGCUUAACGCUAUUCGAGAAUCUUAUCGUUUAUACAAUGAAAGUUUACAAAAGGCAAGCAAUUGGUUGAGUGAUGUUCAAAUUCGUGUCUCAAAUGUCAUCGCACAUCCUGUUGGUACCGACAUCGAAACGAUUCAAGAACAAUCAAACAUGGCGAAAUCUUUGUUCAAUGAAUUCCUUGCCAAUGGAAAAUUAAUUGACGGUCUUCAACAUAAUUUGAAUAGUUUAGUUGGUGCCUUGUCAGGUGUUACAACACCUUCCCAAGUCAAUUCUCUUGAAACUCCCGUUGAACAAAUCAAAAACGAUUACAAAAAACUUCUCGAUGCUGUUGACAAUCGAUGCAAAAUGCUUGAGGUUGCCUUCAUUCAAGCACAAAGUGUUCAAGAUGCUCUUGACAAUUUAAUUGCACACAUGAAACAAACAGAAGAUAAAAUUCAUCUUCAUACUGGCCCAGCGUCGUUGAUCGUUGAGAAACUUUUAGAACAAAUUCGUGAACAUCAAUUUAUUCUAUCAGAUUUAGAAAGUCAUCGAACAAGCUUGAAUAGUGUCACCGAUUCAGCUAAAGAUCUUCUUAAAGUUCCAUCGAAUGCUAAGCUAGCGAAGGUCAUUGAAUCGAAACUGAAGAGUGUCACUGACAACUACGGAAGAUUAAGCGACAAAACAAACGCUUAUAACGACUUCUUGGAAUCAAUUCUCAAAAAAGUAACAAAAUUCGAUGGUGAUUCAAAUCUUGUUGAACGAGAAUUAAAACAACUUCAAGAAUUGUCAAAUGUCGAAGAGAAAUCCAUUGAAAUUCUUAUGAAAUAUCUUCAAGACAUUGAACAAAACCGAAGAAAGAUUCAACCAGCUUAUGAAGAUUGUGUUUAUCUUGGAAAAGAUCUUAUUGAUAGAAAAGAUGUCACCGACACUUAUGUUGUUCGUGAUAAAGUGAAACGUCUUCAAGCAAUGUGGGAUAGUCUCGGUUUACGUUUGAAUGACAAAUUGAAGUUGACAAAACAGAAAGCAGAGAAACUUGCAGCGUUUGAAUUAUCGAGAACAGAAAUUCUUUUGUGGUUGACACAAAUGGAAAGAAGAACGUCAGAUUUCGAGCCCGUUGCAUUGGAUUUGAGUGUCAUUCGUAAUCAAUCAGAUGAACACAAGUUAUUGGUGAAUGAAUAUAAAGAUUUCCAUAAAGUUAUUCAACGAAUCAAUAACAUCAGCGCAGAAUAUGAUUCACUUGUUAGAUCAUCAAGUCCAACAUCGAAUGCUGUUGACCGUCAAGAUUUAACAGAUUUGACAUCGAUUCAACAAGAAAUGCUUGAGAUUAAUAAUCGUUACAGUUUCAUUGGUGUGAAGCUUAAUGAUCGACAAAAAGAUUUGGACGAAACCCGAGCAGCUGUUCAACGUCAAAAGGAAAAUCUCGAUUUCUUGAAUUCAUUCUUGAAUAAAUUGGAGAAAGAUUUGCCAAAAUAUAAUCUCACAGUUCGUGAAAAUGCUGAAAAAUGUAUCAAACACGUUCGUCGACAACAGGAUGAAAUGUUUGAGAAGCAAAGCACUUUGGAAUCGACAAAAAGCCAAACUCGAGAAUUGUUACAAAGUAAACCGAAUGUGCCUGGUGCUGACAAUCUUCGUAAUGACCUAGAAGCUUUAUUAGCUCGUUGGCAACGACUUGCUGAUCUUCUUAAAGAAGCGGCAAAUUAUUCUGAGAAAUCUUUGGACUUCUUGGAAACUUACGAUUUGCUUUACAAUUGGUUGGUAUCGAAAGAGAAACUUUUGUCAGUUUUGGGACCAAUUUCAUCAGACGCCCGAACAGUUCGAAGCCAAAUGCAACAAGUUUCAGUGUUGAGAGAUGAAUUUAAAUCUCAACGAACACAACUUGAAUAUUUGAGAGAUUCUGGUAAUGGUCUGGUUCAUCAUUUCAAAGAGCAUUCACAAGAAGGCAAAUCAAUUUCCAAUAAAAUGAAUGAAAUCGAAAAGAAAUGGAAUGAAUUGUCGGAACAACUUGACGAUCGUUAUCGAAGUUUGAAUGAAGUUGCUGAUACAUCAAAAGAAUUCGAAGCAAGUUUGAAUAGAUUGAGAGAAAAUCUACAACAAAUAAGUGACGCACUUGAUAAUCUUCCAAGAGGAAGUGACUUUGAAGGAAGAUUGCAAAAAAUUACGCAAUUGGAGAGACAAUUGGAAGGUCAACGUCCGCUUCUUGCUGAUGCUGAAGCAACAGCAGCUUCACUUGUAAAUGUCAUCAGUGAUCCAAAAUCAGCUGCUGACAUCACAGCGAAAGUUCAAGCACUUGGCAAACAAUAUUUGGCUCUACAAAAGAAGCUUGACAACAUCAAAGCUGAAAAUGAAGCCGGCCUUAAAGACAAACGUCAAUUCUUGGAGAAUUGUGUAAAAACAGUUGGUUGGAUUAACAGUAAACUUUCCAACUUCUCAUCGCCGCUUCUUGUGUCAGCACAUAAACCAACUUUGCUUUAUCAAAUUGAAACUCACGAGCCAAUUUACCGUGAAGUUAUGUCAAAGGAAUAUGAGAUCAUUAUGCUUUUGAAUCGUGGUAAGGAACUUCAAGAUAAACUCGGCGACGAUGCUAAAGAUCUUGAAAAGAUCAACAAUCAAUGGAUUCGAUUGAAAGAAGAAGCACAAGAUCGUCAAAAUCGAUUGCAGAAAGCACAAGAUUUGUAUAAAAAUUAUGAGAAAACUUCGAGCGUUUUCUUGCAAUGGUUGAGCAAUGCUGAACGUGACCUCAGCAGUUUCAAACCUGGUGUGCUCGUAAAGAAAGAUCUUGAUCGUGAAAUACGCGAAGUUCAAACAUUACGCAAUGAAGUGUUGAAGAAAUCUUCGGACUACGAUAAGAGUCAAAACCUUUGCAGUAAUUUCUUGAAUGUUUGCGAUGUUGACAAAGACACUUUGAUGAAUGAAAUGCAAACAACAAAACAACGUUGGGAUGAACUUAACCGCCUUAUCAACCUAAAGCUUGAAAAGAUUGCAGGAAUUAUUGAUAAAGUGAUGGAUUUCACUGAUCAAUUCCGUCAACUCAGCACUCUAGUUCAAAGGAACGAAGACGCUUUCGAUUCUCUUGAACGAAUUCAUGGACCAAAUGCUGGCCGUGAUCCAAGAUCAUUGGAGAAAAUAAAGACAAUUAAAGAUGACAAUGCGGAACUUAAGAAGAACUUCCAAAAUCUUCGUAUUAUGGUUGAAAAUAUUGUCGCUGAAACACGACCAGCUGGUUAUAAUGGUGACAAUCUCUAUGCUGAUCUUGAAGGAUUAUCUGAUCGAAUUCUGACACUUCAAUCACGCCUUGAUGAACGUUUCAAUGAUUUACAAGUUGCUUCAAAUGCCAUCGCGAAAUUCAAUGAAAAUAUUAAUCUAUUGACAGUUGAUUUGACAUCAUUGGAGAACGAAGUUGACGGCUUAACACCAGCGGGACGUGAAGUUAAACUGGUGAAAAAUCAAGUUGACACUGCCAAGAAUCUUCUCUUUAAAAUCGACGAUGUAAGCAAGAAAAUCAAUGAGAUUGAAGCGACGGGAGAAGCAAUGAUUGAAAAAGGAUUUGUUAGUCGUCCAUCGGAAGUUCACGAGCCAUUAGAUGGAGUAAAACGUCGAAGAUCACGUCUUGAAAAUCGUACAAAAGAUUAUCUUGAAGCUGUUCAAAAAACUCUCAACAUUCUCAUUAAAUUCUACGAAGAUUAUGAUGUCGCUUUGAAUGACAUUUCCCAAAUCGAUUAUGACUUGAAGAAAAUCAAAUCAGUUGGCUCGGAAGCUCAACAAAUUCGUUUACAACAACAGGAAUUCCAACAAUUUAGAAAAGAAGUUGUUGAUCCAAUGGAUAGGAAGAUUGCAAGUCUCAACGAUCUUGGUAAAGAUUUGAUAAGAUCAGCACAUGAAAAUGUCUCAACAUCAGCUUUGGAGAGCGAUUUAGAGAAAAUCAUUGAAAAAUGGAGUGAAAUUAAGUCACGUGUUGCAGAACGUGACAGAAAACUCGAUCAAGCUUUGUUGCAAACUGGAAAGUUCCAAGACGCUUUGCAAGGGCUUUUGAGAUGGUUGAACGAUUCGGAAGAAAUGAUGCAGAAUCAAAAGCCUCCAAAUAUCGACUACAAGGUUGUCAAAGCACAACUUCAAGAGCAGAAGUUUAUGAUGAAAAUGAUUGGUGACAAUCAAAACUCAAUUUCAUCGCUCGUUCAAUUGGGAGAAGAAGUCGCUAAAGGUUGCGAUCCAAGUGAGAAAAUCAACAUUGAAAUGCAAUUGAAAGAUCUUACGAAUCGUUUUGAUCAUCUCAAAAAUAAAGCUGGUGACCGAACAAGAUUAUUGGAAAAUGCUGUUGAUGUUGCGAAGCAAUUACAAGAUCAACUCGCUCCAUUGACGAUAUUCUUGGAUCGUUCUGAGAAGACUCUUCGUGGUCUUGAGAACAUUCCAAGCGAUGAAGAUAAAAUUCAACAAAACAUCUACGAACAUGAUCGUUUGCAUAAAGAAAUCGUUGGAAAAGAACCAGAAGUGUCAGCAUUGUCAGCAUUGAAAGUCAACAUUCGAAAGAUUUUCGAACCAGAAGAAUCGGAAAUUGCUAAUGAAAAGAUUGAUAACAUCAGCGAUCGUUACAAGAUGCUUCGUGAUGAUUCGGAGCGUCUUGGAAUGUUGUUGAAUAAGACAAAACAAGAAAUGCGUCACUUUACACUCGCUUUUGGUGAUUUACUCGCAUGGUGCGAUAAACAAGAAAGAAUUCUUACUCAAUAUAAGAAUAUUUCAGUUCAUGUUGAUGUCAUCAAUGAGCAAAUUGAAAAGCUUCAAGCAAUCAACGAUGAAGCAAGGAAUAAAGAAGAUACAAUUCAAACAACAAUUGAUGUUGGAAAUGAACUUAUGCGAACAAUCUCGCAAGAGGAAGCUUUCAAGUUGAAAGAGAAACUUGAUUCAUUGGGACGACGAUUCGUUGAGAUUUGCAACAAAGCUGGUGAAUAUUUGAACAAUGCCAGAGAUGGUCUCGCACUUGCACAAGACUUCCAUGGAGCUCACAAUCGAUUAGUAAAUUGGAUGCAAAAUGCUGAAACAAUUCUUGUUGGCAGUGCUGCAAGUGAAGUUGAGAUUCUCACUUUGGAAAGUGAUUUGCCAAAAAUGCGAAGUGAAUUGGAAACAAUCAAUUCACUUGGACCUCAACUUGCCCAAUUGUCAUCGGAAGAAGGUGGUGCGACUUUGGAAGGAAUCAUCACAAGAGAUAAUCGAAGAUUUGAUGCAAUUGUUGAGCAAAUUCAAAGGAAAGCUGAACGUUUACAAAUCAUUCAACAACGUUCUAAAGAAAUUAAUGUUGAUCUUGAUGAACUAUUGCAAUGGUUCCGUGACACUGAAAAUAAUCUUAAAGAUGCGUCACCACCAUCAAUUCAACCGAAAGUUGUCAAGAACCAACUGCUUGAUCAUCGAGUUUUAAAUGACAGCAUUUCAAGCCAAAAGGGUCGUGUUCGUGAAGUGACAUCAUCAGCUAAGAAACUCAUUCGUGAGUUGCAAUCAAGCAAUGACAAUCUCGAUGUCAUCCGAGAGAAACUUGAAUAUCUCAAAGAUAUCGUCGAGUCAGUGACAAAUCUUAGCACUGAACGUUUGGCGAUUUUGGAACAAGUUGCACCGUUAUCAGAACAUUUCGCUGAUGCAAAUGAAGAGUUGGAACGUUGGUUGUCAGAUACUGAGCGUGAAAUAUCUCUUUUGACAGCACCAGGUGUAAGAGCUGACAUCAUCAUCCAACAGCGAGAGAAGAAUGAACGUUUAAUGCAGACUGUUGUUAAUCACAAGCCUUUGAUUGAUAAAUUCAACAAGACUGGUGAUGCUUUUGCUGCACUUGUAACACGACAAGAUGCUGCACAUAUUCACGAUAUUGUUGAAGGAGUAAAUUCACGAUACAAUGCAUUGAAAGUUGAGUUGAGAGAUCGUCAAUUGGCUUUAGAAAAAGCUCUUCAGGAAACAUCACAAUUUGCUGACAGACUUGAAAACAUGUUGAGAAGUCUUGCAAAUGCUGCUGAUCAAGUUAAAAAUAAUGAACCAGCUUCAGCUCAUCCACCAAAGAUUACAAAUCAAAUUGAUGAGAACUGGGCAGUUGCUGAAGAUUUAGAGAAGCGUGAACCAACUUAUGUGUCAAUUGUUCAAGCUGCUGAUGACAUCAUUGCGAAAGCAACAAAUCCAAGCGAUCCGGCAGUUCGUGAGAUCAAAAUGAAGCUUGAAAAACUCAACGUUUUGUGGGUUGAUGUUCAAAAAGAAGUGAAAAUCCGUGACAGUACGCUUAACGACACUUUAGCAGCUGCUGAGAAAUUCUGGAAUGAACUUGAAUUGGUGAUGGGCAAAUUGCGAGAUCUUAAAGAUACUUUGACAAAUCAAGAACCAGUUGCCACUGAACCAAAUGCAAUUCAAAGACAACAAAAUGAAUUGCAAGAAGUUGGACAAGAAAUUAAACUGACGAAACCGGAAGUUGACAAAGUUCGACUUAAUGGUUCGAAUUUGAUUGUGUUGGUCAGCGAUGCUGAUAAGCCUGAGAUUAAGAAGCAUAUUGAAGAUUUAGAUGUUGCUUGGGGUAACAUCACUUCGCUUUAUGCACAACGUGAAGAAAAUCUCAUUCAAGCGAUGGAGAAAGCAAUGCAAUUCCAUGACAACUUGCAAGGUCUCUUGAGAUUCCUCGAUGAAGCUGAGGAACAUGUGAGAAAUCUUAAGCCAAUUGGCUCAGAGAUCAGCAUUGUCAAACGUCAGAUUGAAGAUCAUAAGAAGUUCAAAGAUCGCGUUGAUCCACAUGGUGUUGAAGUUGAAGCUUUGAAUCGUCAACUUAAUGAGUUGAGUGAGAUAACUUCAGUCGAUCAAACGUCAGCUAUAAGAAGUGGAGUUAAUGGAAUUAACAAGCGAUGGGAAGCAUUAAAUCGAACAAUGAACGAUCGUCAGAAACAACUUGAAAACGCUCUUCUACAACUUGGACAAUUUGAACAUGCACUUAAUGAACUUUUGAUUUGGAUUAAGAAGACACAAGCAACGUUUGAUCAAAUAAAAAUUGUUCCAGGUGAUGUCAAACUUCUUGAGAUUGAAAUGGCGAAAUUGAAGAUCCUGAUCAAUGACACACAAGCACAUCAAAAUUCGGUUGACACGAUAAAUGAUGCUGGAAGGAAACUUCUUGACAAUGACAGUAUUGUUGAUGCAUCAGCAACACGAGAUAAGUUGGAUAAUCUUAAUCGUUUGUGGCAAGAAUUACAACGUGGCAUUACAUCGAAGGAACGUGAGCUUGAAAAUGAACUUGCAGAAGCUCAAAACUUUGCCACUGAAAUGCAAGAUACGUUGACAUGGUUGAUUGACGUUGAUGGAAUUGUUGGAUCAACGAAACCUGUUGGAGGCUUGCCAGAAACAGCAACAGAACAACUUGAAAAGUUUAUGGAAGUUUACAAUGAAAUUGAAGAAAAUCGUUCGAAAGUUGACGACAUUUUGGCACAAGGUGACAAUUAUGUGAAGAAACAUUCGGAACUCAACGUCACAUCAAGUAAUCUUCAACAUUCUUUGAGAACAUUAAAACAAAGAUGGGAAUCGGUUGUCGCACGAGCAGCUGAUAAGAAAAUCAAACUUGAAAUCGCUUUGAAAGAAGCAACAGAUUUCCAUGAAUCAUUACAGGCAUUCAUUGAAUGGUUGACUGAUGCUGAAAAGCGUCUCGCUAGUGCCGAACCAAUCUCAAGAGUUCUUAACACGGUUCAACGACAAGUUGAUGAUCACAAGAGCUUCCAGAAAGAAAUUGGCACUUAUCGUGAAUCGAUGUUACAAUUAGACAAGAAAGGUUCUCAUUUGAAAUAUUUCUCUCAAAAACAAGACGUGAUUUUGAUUAAGAAUCUUCUUGUUUCUGUUCAACAUCGAUGGGAACGUGUUGUUUCGAAAGGAACUGAAAGAAUGCGUGCACUUGAUCAUGGAUAUAAAGAAUCGAAAGAGUUCUAUGACUCAUGGAAUUCACUCAUCAAUUGGCUUCGUGACAAUGAAAAACAACUCAAUAAGAUUGAACACGAUCUUAAUGGAAGCAACGACCCAGCUAAAGUCAGAUUUGCUUUGGAACAAACGCAAAAUAUCCAUCGUGGAUUGUCAGCGAAGCAAGGUGAAUAUGACUCUGUGUUGAGAAAUGGUCGAAGCCUUAUUGAUCGUGCACCGAAAGUUGAUGAACCUGAAUUGACUCAAAUGUUGAAUGAGUUGAAGGAACUUUGGACGAAGAAUUGUUCAAGAAGCAUUGAACGACAACGAAAACUUGAAGAAGCUUUGUUGUUAACUGGUCAGUUCUCAGAAGCUUUGACUGCCAUUCUCGCUUGGUUACAAAAAGCGAAAAAUACUUUGACAGACCAAACACCUUGUCAUGGCGACAUUGACACCGUCACUGGCUUAGUUGACAAACAUAAACGAUUUGAAGCUGAUCUUCAAAAACGAUCGAAGCAAAUCGAAAAUGUUCUCAAAAAUGGAAGAAAUUUGGAUGUUUCAAACACAGCACCGGAGAUCAUCAACAACUUGAGAGAAGUUGAAGAACUUUGGAGUUAUGUUCAAAACUUGAAUGCUCAAAAGAAUGAAGAACUUAACAACGCAUUAAUUGAAGCUGAAAAACUUCAUAAAUCUGUCAAUAUUCUUAUGGAAUGGCUUUCAGAUGCUGAACAGAAACUCAAAUAUGCUCCAGCAAUUCCAGCAGAUGAAGAUCAAGCAAGAGAAAUGUUAAAAGAUUUCAGCAAAUUCCUUUACGAGCUUCGUGAGAAAGAAUUCGAAAAGAAUGAAACACUUUCACUUGCGAAUAAUAUUUUGAAGCAAGCUCAUCCUGAUGCAAUUAAAAUCUUACGAACAAUCAUUCAGACAAUCACACAACGUUGGGAAGAAAUUACACAAUGGGCCUUGAAUCGAGAACAGAAGCUUUCUGGUCAUUUGCAGUCAUUGAAGGAUAUGGAUGGAACAAUUGAUGACCUUCUUGCAUGGCUGAAUGGAUUAGAAAAUACAUUAAGGAAAUUGGAAGCUGAAGAACUUCCAAAUGACGUGACAAUUAUCGAGCAGUUGAUUGAAGAACAUAAAGAAUUCAUGGAGAAUACAGCAAGUCGACAAUCAGACAUUGACAUGAUUUGCAAACCAAGCAAAGCGAAACCUUCACUGAAAGAUGUUAAAAGACCAACCAAAACUGCAAUGCGAACAACCAGUCGCUUAUCACCGGCACACAUCACUGAAGCGAAGGGCGCAGCUGACAAUGGUUUGCCACAUUAUGGUCCGAAAUUCACAACGAGUGCCAUCAAUGAAACUGAAUUCCGUUCACCACGUGCAAAGAUCUUGUGGGAUAAAUGGCGCACUGUUUGGAUGUUAGCAUGGGAUCGUCAAAAGCGUCUCCAUGAACAUCUUUUGAUUCUUAGGGAACAAGCAAAGAUUCAGACAUUUGAUUGGGAUGAUUGGCGUAAACGUUUCCUUAAAUUCCAUAAUCAUAAACGAUCGCGAGUCGUUGAAUUUUUGAGAAAGAUUGAUAGAAAGCAGAAUGGAUUAGUUCCAAGAGAAGUUUUUGUAGAAGAGAUCAUUAAAUCAAAAGCACCAACAAAACGACAUGAAGUUAAUUCUGUUGCCGACAUGUUUGAUAAUGACGGAGUAAUUGAUUGGGAAGAAUUCCUAGUAGCUCUCAGACCUGAAUGGCAUCAAGAACCCAAACAAGAAGCUGAUGCUAUACAUGAUGAAGUCAGAAGAUUAGUCAUGUUAUGCACAUGUCGUCAAAAGUUUAGAGUCUUCCAAGUUGGCGAAGGCAAAUACAGAUUUGGUGCAGAACAAAAAUUACGUUUAGUAAGAAUUCUUAGAAGCACAGUAAUGGUCCGUGUUGGAGGCGGCUGGAUUGCACUCGACGAAUUUUUGAUGAAAAAUGAUCCAUGUCGAGCACGCGGCAAGACUAACACAGAACUUAGAGAAGAAUUUGUAUUAGCUGCUGGCGUUUCGCAAACCAUGCAAGCAUUCACAUCGCGACCAUCAAUAUCAAGUGCGAGUCCCUCAAGGGUAACGUCUGAAACUUUGGCUUUACUGCAGCCAAUCUUUGAUAGCAUCCGUGCUGACGGAAACGCAUUAUGUUCUUUUCCUUUAUCGUCAUCAAAUGUGACUUUUGGUGUUGUUGAUUCAUUUUUUGGUCGUACCAAUUUGCCACGAAUUUCAGUAUCUCCAUGUCAUUUGCAAACAACUCGCACUACGAAGUCACGAACGGGUUCUACCGCUGAUUCAGAUCACUCUGAUUCAGCUUCAAUGGGACGCCGUACACCAUCGAGAACAUAUACGACAACAUUAACGACAACAAAGACAUCGAUACCAGUACGUUCUAGUUUAACACCAAGCACAUCACGACCAACAUCACGUCAAGGGUCGACUUUGUCUCUGGCAAGUGACGAUGGAACACCAUCGAGAAUUCCAACGAGAAAAGUCGGAUCGACAUUCACAUCUUCAAGAACAACAACAUCAACCAGAGCACCAAUGUCUACUUCAUCGAUAAAGACAAAAGUUGUGACGAGGAAAACUGAAGAACGUCCUCCGUUCAAAUAAUUCCUCUCAAUCGAAUAAGAAAAGAUGUUAUGUGAAAGUAUUUCACUGGGACCAUAAAUCAUUACAUCACAUAGAACAGCAAAUGAUCACAUCACUUACAUAUUAAAUUUGAAGCAUCACUGGCAACUGUUAACUAAGUAGAAACUAACAAAAUCUUAGUCAUUUUAAGAUAAAUUUUCUAAAACAUUAACAUAGUCAUAAACUUUUAUUUUAUUCUACUAAUUUCUAGACUACAAUAAGCGAUAAAAAUCAAGCUUCAAGCUGCAGAGUUAAUUUUUUUCUUUUAAUUCUAAAAAGUAUUCAUUAAUCACUUUAUGUUCAUCAGUUGAUAAUAAAACUGACAAAGAAGACAAUUUUCUAAAUAUCUAAUAAUUGUUUUGAAAACAUUGUUGUUAAGCAUUUUUUUAAAGUGAAAUCACAUUUUGUAAUGCAAAUGAAUAGUCAAUAAAAAUUGUUAAGCAGAAUUAAUUUUUUGAAGAAAUUUUGUU
Molecule: messenger RNA, 24632 nt
Organism: Clunio marinus
Lineage: Eukaryota; Metazoa; Arthropoda; Insecta; Diptera; Chironomidae
Source: the annotation of a GenBank genome assembly